CUUGUAGCGUGCGAGGAUUUAAACCAAGACGCUGAACCUUGAAAGUACGCUGCAUCAGUCUCCAUUACGACUGUCCGUUUUAUUGUUGAAGCAACGAACUAUCGAAAUGGCUCUCCGAGUAACCAGAAACCGCUUGGCCUCUACCAGGAGUGACCUCGGUGGAAAGGCCUGCUCGGUCACAGGGCCCACCAAGCCUCGAGCUGCGCUGGGAGAAAUCGGAAACAUCGCAGUCAACAAAGAAGUACAGAAAAAGAACAUCAAGACAGAGGCCACCAAGAAGACCAGAGCCACCACACAAGUUGAAAAAGCAACAGUUGUUGAAAAACCAAAGUCAGAAAAUGUUGCUCCCGUUAAACCAGAGCCUGAGGUGCAGGUUAUCCCUGAACCAGCAUCCCCCACUCCAAUGGAGACCUCUGGCUGUGCGCCCACUGACCUCUGCCAAGCCUUUUCUGAUGUCAUGCUCCACACUGCUGUCAGGGAUGUGGAUGCAGAUGACUAUGACAACCCCAUGCUCUGCAGCGAGUAUGUGAAGGACAUCUACAAGUAUCUCCGACAGCUUGAGGUUGAGCAGAACGUCAGACCCACAUAUCUGCAGGGUCAGGAGGUGACUGGCAACAUGCGAGCCAUUCUCAUUGACUGGCUCGUGCAAGUGAGCCUCAAGUUCCGCCUGCUGCAGGAGACCAUGUACAUGACCGUGGGAAUCAUUGACCGCUUCCUUCAGGACCACCCUGUCCCCAAGAAGCAGCUGCAGCUGGUCGGCGUGACCGCCAUGUUCCUUGCUUCCAAAUACGAGGAGAUGUAUCCUCCAGAGAUCUCAGACUUCGCCUACGUGACGGACCGGGCCUACACCACCGCCCAGAUCAGAGACAUGGAGAUGACAAUCCUCCGGGUGCUCAAGUUCAAACUAGGCCGCCCUCUUCCCCUGCAGUUCCUCAGAAGGGCCUCAAAGAUUUAUGAGGUAACGGCUGAGCAACACACUCUGGCAAAAUACCUCCUGGAGCUCACCAUGGUUGACUAUGAGAUGGUUCACUUCCCACCUUCCAUGAUGGCGAGUGCUGCUUUGGCUCUGACCCUCAAAGUCUUGGAUGCUGGCGAAUGGGAUGUGACACUGCAGCACUACAUGGACUACACAGCAGAGAGUUUGAUUCCUGUGAUGGCACACAUUGCCAAGAAUGUUGUGAAGGUGAACGACGGACUGACAAAGCACAUGGCCAUUAAAGGCAAAUACUCCACUUCCAAGCAGAUGAGGAUCGCCACCAUUUCGCAGCUCAAGUCUUCAAUCCUAAAGGAUCUUGCGAAGCAGCUCACACAGUGAGACGACAAUGUUUUUGGCACUGUGUGCUGAUUUUGUACAGUUGUAACUUAAAGGUUUUAAUGGGAUUGAACGAACUACACGCCAAGGACAAUGUCAGUGGUUGCAUGUUUAACCACCUGAAAUCGUGUGUAUACUUUCACUGACCCUUUUCAAACAUGCCACAAGUUUUUAAUUUCUUAGUCAUAGCUUCUUGAAGUUGCAUCCGGCAGGUAGAUGGUGAAAGCCAACAGUCUUUGGUGCUCCUGUCACGGCCCUUGACAUGCUGAGGUGGGUCUGGCGGCUUUCUCCUCUACGUAACUGCUCCAGCUUGACCACAUGUCAAAGUGUUGCCGUUUCCCAUUAGUGUGGUUGGUACAGAACUAGUCAGCUAACACUAAUUCAAACACAAUCCAGUUAACGGUUUCUCAACUUGCAGACGUUGGCAGACUAAAUGACUGGGUACCCUUAAAUGCAAUAUUGCUACACAAUAUACUUGUACCAAGUCACAAACGUAAGUCUAAAAGUUAUUUUUAUAGCUUGAUGAAACAGCUGCCAAGCAGCUGCAAAUCUUAAACAGUGGCAUGCUUUAAAAUGGUCACCAAUAUAAAGGGUCCAGUGGAUAGAUGCAGCUUUUUUUAAAAUGGGAUGUUUUCUUAAUGUGUGAAUGUGUAAAAUGUACAGCAAUACUCUUAACCUGAUUUUACAUUCUUGUUCUUAAAGCUUCUAUUAAAUGGCUCA
Messenger RNA from Epinephelus fuscoguttatus (brown-marbled grouper), 2032 nucleotides. It is a transcript of the gene ccnb1, whose product is annotated as cyclin B1. The transcript is spliced from 9 exons. The record is from RefSeq and is a predicted model, not a curated record. NCBI's taxonomy places the organism in Eukaryota, Metazoa, Chordata, Actinopteri, Perciformes, Serranidae. Gene Ontology annotation, molecular function: cyclin-dependent protein serine/threonine kinase regulator activity. Bases 107 to 1315 code for a protein of 402 amino acids. Gene Ontology annotation, cellular component: mitochondrial matrix; nucleus; cyclin B1-CDK1 complex. Gene Ontology annotation, biological process: mitotic metaphase chromosome alignment; regulation of cyclin-dependent protein serine/threonine kinase activity; mitotic cell cycle phase transition.